AUGCAUCUCAUCAACGUUCAUACCCGGUUACUGGAGGAAUUUCAUGCCGACAAACCGAAGUAUGCCAUCUUAUCACAUACUUGGGGGCCAGACAAAGAGGAGAUAUCUUUCCGCGAAAUCAAGCAAGGCGACACAGACAAGCCGGGAAUCGGAACGAUCAAGCUUGAAGGUUGCCUGCGACAAGCAAAAACCGAUGGACUCGACUAUGUCUGGAUUGAUACUUGCUGUAUCGACAAGACCAAUGCCAACGAGUUGGGCGAGGCGAUCAAUUCCAUGUUCCGCUGGUACCAGGAAGCACAGACAUGUUAUACGUUCCUCCAAGAUGUACCCUCGAAGGACAAUCCCAAGUGGAAAUCCAAGUUUCGAAAAAGUCGUUGGUUCACGAGAGGAUGGACCUUGCAAGAGCUGCUAGCCCCGAGCGAGCUCAUGUUCUACAGUAGCGACUGGCAAGCUUUGGGUACAAAGCUGCAACUGUCCGAAGUCGUAGGAGACAUAACAGGUAUCCCGGCACGGUUUUUACUGGGUGCUUCCAACCUACGCGAAGCAAGUGUGGCACAACGCAUGUCUUGGGCUUCGAAUCGAGAGACCAAGAGGGUAGAAGACAUUGCGUAUUCGCUUCUGGGUAUCUUCAACGUUGUCAUGUCACUUAUUUAUGGAGAAGGCGAUGGUGCUUUCAUCCGGCUUCAAGAUACGAUAAUCAAUGCCACCACAGACGACUCAAUCUUGGCAUGGGGCUUAAGGCCGCAAAUCACUGUGGCAGAUUCAAAAAAUCGCCCAAGGGAUUUUGUUGGGGGCGUUCUAGCCUCUUCUCCUGCAGCAUUUGCAGGCUGUGGGAAGGUUGCAUCCAGGGAAAACCGCACUCCGACGAUAGAGGGGAAUAUCUUACGCGGCUACCUUAAACUACGAAUCCCACUUCACUCUGAUCGUUCCGGGGUCACAUAUGGCCUUCUCAGCUGUCGAUACGACAAUGAUGGCAGGGAGAAAGUAGUAGGGAUUCCUCUUUCCCGCAUUGCGCCUGGAGAGUCAGGUGGCGAGUACGUCAGACCAAAGAACAGCAAGACAACAAUGUUGCCAGACGUGGCGUGUGAUACACCAGCAUCAUCCAUACAUGCUUUGGCGUCGAUUAGUCCCGAAGAAACUCGGGUGAAAGACUGUCGCUAUGGGUUCUCAGUCGAAAACGCACUUGCCGAAGGCCUUGAGUUGAUCGAUGUCUGGCCGACUGAUUGUUGGGACAAGGAUAAUGCUUUCCUCUAUACCGGCAUGGACUUCCACAAGGAAUCGACUCAGCGAACAUGGGCCAGGUUUCGACAUGCUCAUUCUGAAAAUGAUUCAAACGACUUUAUACUUGCCCUAGAGCUCACAUCGACGAAGACUCAUUCAGCUGCAAAGUGUCACGCCAUGAUCGCAUCAAGAGGGACGACCCUGAAGAAGAUUGCAUAUGCUCCACUCGUGGAAGAAUACACCUUUGGGAACGGAAGCGCCUACAACGGGACCAUGAGUAUCCAAGCUAAAGUCUCUAGACAGCGACAUGGGGCAGGUGUACAUCCGGUUUAUGCCGUGAGUGUGGUUCCACAGAGCAGCCAGCCCAAGUCCACUAUCAAUUUGACGUCUGAGAUUGAGCUUCUCGAUCACAGCGUAAACGUGCAGAGCAUCUUCCGGGAAAGUCAAGAUAUAACGCCAAAGCUUAACAAGUCGAUUAGUUCCUUAGAGACCGAGGCAACAGCUCUUGACUCCGCAAAAGCACGACUCAGGGAUGUACAGCGGCAGCUCGAUCAGCUAGAGGCAGAGAAGAGAGAUCUCGUGCAAAAAAAGGAAAAAUCCGAAAAAAGGCUCGAGUCGUCCUCCCGAGACAAGGAAAAGUACGUUUCAAUGGAGAAGAAACUCCUUCAGACGCUUUCCACGGCGCAAAUAAUACACUCGGCCAGCGGAGAGAAGAGGGCGUCGAAGUGGAAAGACUCUGUUGUGUCCUAUCUGUCCGAAGACCUUUUCAAAGCCAAGAAAAAGCAAAACGAAGCAAUCCAAUCCAUGGAGGACGUAUUGCAGAGGACGUUUUUACAAGCAGUCGUCAAAGGAAACAUUGCCGCGAUGCAGUUUCUGAAAGAUUCUCUUCCAAGCCUCGACUUCAAUGAUUCUAAAGGACGCAGUGUUCUAGCCUGGGCGAUUAUCAAAAAGAACCUGUCAGUUGUGACUUGGCUGAUAGAAAACGGCGCCAGCGUCGACGCAAAGGAUGGCUACAUGAGGACACCUCUAAAUCGGGCUUGUUCGGAGAACUUCUUACCAGCUGUCCGGCUGUUACUUCAUCGGGGCGCGCAUACAGAAGACACGGACCAGGAUGGUCGGAGGCCUUUACACGUUGCCAUCCGCAAAAAUAAUGUUUUGCUCGCGCAGUGGCUGUUGGAUCGAGGAGCAGAUAUCGAAGCCAAAACGGAAAAUGACGAAACGCCCCUGGAGCUUGCGGUCUCGGCGAAUUCUAUUGCAUUAUUAAAUCUGCUCCUCGAUCGAGGCGCAGAUCUCGAAGCACCGGGUUCGUAUGGGGCGACUGCUCUGUGUAAAGCUGCCAAGUACGAUGAUAGCCAUGACAGUGCUGUCCUGCGUGUCUUGAUUGAUCGUGGAGCCAAUAUCAAAGCACGGAGCAAAGAUAAGAAAUGGACGCCAUUGCAUUAUGCAGCAGCAUAUGGGUGUACUGAGGCUGUGGAGUUGCUACUCAGGGAAGGAGCAGACACCACGGCCAAGAGCUCGUCAAGUGUUACUCCGUUGAUGAGUGCAGCCGAAAACAGAAGGAACUCUGGGCCUCUCCGCUCGUUGAUAGAUCACGGCUCGAGUAACGAAGUGGUUGAGAGCAUAGGGGAAGAAUUGCUAGCCUCAGCGGCACGGUAUGGAUGUGCCGAGUCUGUCAAGUUGCUGCUUAAUCGGGGGGUUUUUAUCGACUCUAAAGACGAAGAUGGAUGCACACCUCUAGCAAACGCGGCUGAGGAGGGCAACAAGAAGACGGCCGAAGCACUGAUUAAACAAAAAGCCAAAGUAGACUGCAAGGACGCAAACGGACUGACUGCCCUCUCUUUAGCGGCGCAGGCUGGGCACGUAAGCCUGGUCAAGUUGCUUGUAGAGGGUGGUGCUAGGAUUGAUCGGAAAGACGAGACGGAUGGCCGCACUGCACUACAUUGGGCCGUUCUAAAAGACCGAAAGGCUGUCAUUGAGGAGCUCCUGGAGAGAGGGGCCAACAUCGAGGCGAGUUCAAAGACUGGACACACUGCAAUUUACUACGCCAUCCGCAACGGCUUCGAGGCGUCUUUCAAGCUUCUCCUUGAGAAAGGCGCAAGUCUCACCGUGGAAGGCCCCCAUGGGAAGACCCCCCUGGCGUAUGCCCGGGAUGUGGCUCAGAAGCAUAAGAAGAUUGGGAGUUCACCGGCAAUGAAGGAAAUCAUCAAGUGUCUAGAGAAGCAAACCUCGGAAAAGGACAAAGCCAGAAUUGUGGAGGCAUGA
Molecule: messenger RNA, 3483 nt
Organism: Colletotrichum abscissum
Lineage: Eukaryota; Fungi; Ascomycota; Sordariomycetes; Glomerellales; Glomerellaceae
Exons: 1
Coding region: 1-3483 (1160 amino acids)
Molecular function (GO): protein binding
Source: RefSeq, a predicted model, not a curated record